Messenger RNA from Aureobasidium pullulans EXF-150, 1485 nucleotides. RefSeq lists its product as uncharacterized. NCBI's taxonomy places the organism in Eukaryota, Fungi, Ascomycota, Dothideomycetes, Dothideales, Saccotheciaceae. The coding region runs from base 1 to 1485 and encodes 494 amino acids. The transcript has a single exon. The record is from RefSeq and is a predicted model, not a curated record.
AUGUCUCCACCCAAGAGAUGGGGAUCCAGCAGGGUGUCCAACUCGAAAGCGAACGGCGGAGAAGGCGAGGCCAUGGGAAACGACACGGGCCUUCGUAGACACUUCAGCAACAUAACUCGCAUAGCACGCCGAAACACCAACAACAAUGGCGGAAAUCGUCAACGAGAUUUGAAUGAGGAUUGGAGGCCGCAGACUGCGGAUCCAACAGGCGCGGGAUCGACGGGGGUAUCAAGCGUGGGUGAAAGGGAACUUACCCCCGAAGCACCUGCAUCAGCAAGAGCAGACACGGAAUCGGAGACCCCCGGAUCGCCCUCUACCCCUCUCAAGAAGGGUUCACCCUGGUCGCGGUUCAAGGCGAGGCUCCGUGAGAGCCCCAAACAGAAGUCUCCCUCAAGAGAUUUCAGAGAAGAUAGCCCAGAAUACGCCGAGCCAAUCGACGAAUAUGAAAUGGCUCGUUCCAGAGCAGGCUCGAUCGCAAUACCACAAACUCCGGCAGAGCAGGAAGUCGAACCAGAACUCGUUCCUACCGCCGAAUUUGUCGACACAUACACGCCGAACAGUUUGGGUGAAUCCCGUGACGCAGAUGAUGACGAAGUUAUCGAAUUCUGGUUCCCUCAAGCUACUGCAACACGCAUGGCUACGAUGAACCCUCCGUCUAAUGAUGUGCACCUGUAUCCUGGGGUGGCCACUCAGCUCGUGGGUUCCGAGGGUGUGGAGAUCAUCAACAACUGUGAGGCUAAAUUCACUCAAAAGACAUUGCAACGAGUCGACGACUCCGACCCCUUCAUCGAUAGGACAAUCGGAGUCUGGGCCGAUAGAAGAAAGGUCGAUCACAAGAUUGUGCGUCCCGGUGACAUAAUCAGGGCCAUCCACAGUGUGGCUCAAAACGACCUCUAUCAACCCUAUCCGUCAUCGGAAGUGCGUAUCUUCGGUCACGGGCCCGUAUUCUCCAAGGUCAGACCAUUUGUGGUCCUAUACAAGACUGCAGAAGGCAUGCUAUGCUUGCCCCUGUUCUCAUGCCAGUUUCUCAAAGUCGGAGGAGUGAGUGCUCCAACCGUGAAAGAGUACAUGAGCAUUUGCACAGAAAAGAGUGGAAAGGGUAACAAGUGGAAGGGCUUUACACCCGUCAAUGGAAAACCACUUUCCAUGGUAGUAUACCCUGGUCAGAGGAUGAAAAGUGAGUCAUUUGUUGGCAUUGCAAAACCAGUAAACAUCUCCAGAAGCGAAGCUGUCAAGUACAAACAAGCCAGGCUCAUGCCCGAGAGCUAUGUCCGCUUGGUGGAAGCCUACACAUUUAGACAGCAUGAAAGGCUCCUGUACGCAUAUCACGAAGUCAACUUGAAGUAUCCAGGUGGUAUCGCAUCGCCGAAGGAUAUAAACCAGGAGUGGCCUGCGCACGCCAUCUCAAAUGCGAAAUCCAGAUAUACCGGCAAGGUCGGAUUGACAGCGGCAAAUGUGAAAGACUCGUUCACAGUCAAUCGCUAA